AUAGCAAACUUUUGUAAUAUCUUGAGUCAAGUUCUCUGUUUCUCUUUUUUUUUUGUCAAAAUUCUCUGUUUCUCUUUUUGCUUCAUUCGGUAGCUAAAUCUUUCUCUGAUCAAUUUUGACUUUUCUUUCCUCUUUUGGUCUCUCUUCUUAGCUUCUUCGGUUGUCUUGUUUGCACAAAUAUUACUUCGAUUUGAGUUUUCUAUUGUCAGAUCCUUGCGUUUGUGAGGAUUUUGCCUCUAGUUGUUUUUUUGGUAGAUCUCCUUUCUUUCGUUUUGCAGGUUUAAAAGGAAUGUCCUCAGAUCUGCUCUUCUCUUGAUCCACUUCUGUCCGAAGCUUGUAGUUUCGUAACAUUUAGUUUCAUAAUAAAUUACUAUUGCCUUUUAUUUCAGGUUGACAACGUAUGGUUCUAAAAAAUUUAAAUUGUCCAACUUUGACUUUUUCCAUCAGCCCUGUUCUCUCGCCGCAUAUACUAAGUUAUCAAUCACUCUCCUCUCUUAGACUAAAAAAUUUCUUCUAUAUAGAAACGAAGAUGGUGGAACGAAUUUGUUUAAGGUAAACAAAGUACAAGAAAAAAGGAAUCAUAAUCACUUCAAAUCUUAAAUUCUCACAAAGUCUCUUAUAUAAACAUCUCCACUUCUCAAAGAUUACAAACAAUGCCUUUAAUUUUUGGAUCGGUCCCUAUCUUGGCCGCGGUGGCCAUUCAACUCCUUAUAUCCAGCGUUUCUUCCCUCAACAUUACCAAUGAGUAUCUCCACCACGCAUGCAACAACACCCAAGGCAAAUACAAGCCAGGGAGUGUGUUCGAGAAAAAUCUCAACAUUGUCCUCAAAAACAUAUCCGCCUCUAGUCUGCACAAAGGUUUCGCCCUUGACUCCAAUAUGGAUAGACCCUACAAAAAUAUACCUCCUGAUACCGCCUUCGUCAUGCUCCAAUGUCGUGGCGACUCCUACGGGCCCAAGUGUCACUCUUGCCUCGCCGAAGCCCUCUCUGGGCUUCGUAAGAAAUGUCCGAGAAACAAAGCAGGAACAAUAUGGUAUGACCAAUGCACUCUAGAUAUUUCUACAUACAGUGCCGAUGACACCAGAGUCCUCUACGAUAAUUAUUUAUGUACGACCAACCCAAAGGACUUGAGCGGAGAUAAGAAGAUGUUCGAUAAGAGAAAGCAGGAUUUCGCCAAAAAGCUAAUGUCUGAAGCCAGCAAGUCAGGCAACAACAGCAAGGGGGCACUGUACGCAACGGGAGAGACGAUGAUGAUGGGGACAACGAAGCUUUAUGGAAUGAUGCAGUGUACGUACGAGUUAUCUGAGAAUGGAUGCGAUGUGUGUCUAGAUUGGCUUGUCUUGUAUCAUCCGUUCUGCGGCGAUGGAAAACAAGGAGUUAGAUAUAUGUGUAGAAGCUGUAAUGCAAGGUUUGAGAUUUACCCUUUUCUUAGAACUUAAAGACUGUUUGAUGGGAGCUCUUUGCUUGAUGUUUGAAUAAGUGCUAUAUCAGUGAAUAAAAACUGUUAUCCUCUUUGUGGUUCAUUUUAUAUAACACACCAGUAUGUACGGAGAGCUUCUCUUCUUUUAUUCUAAUAAAAAGUUCUGAAACAGAGUCACAGAGAACUAACGGAGAGACUCGGACAUAGUUUCGUGCUCAGUAUGUUUUAUUAGGGACAUAAGUCCCACAUCGGGUAUUGGAAAGGAUCUUAAGCAAUAUAUAAGAUAGAUGAGCCACUCCACUAAUCACCAAUUGGUUUUAAGUGUGAAGCCCAUUUAUCUUAACAUGGUAUCAGAGCCCGAUCCACGCAGUCCAACCCGAUCCAUUAUCGAUCCAGUCCAAAGUCAGUCCAUCGAUCCUUGCCCAAACAUUUCGAGAUUGACGUUCAAAGAGCCAUCAUCUCGAGGGGGCGUAUUAGGGACAUAAGUCCCACAUCGGGUAUUGGAAAUGAUCUUAAGCAAUAUAUAAGAUAGAUGAGCCACUCCACUAAUCACCAAUUGGUUUUAAGUGUGAAGCCCAUCUAUCUUAACAUGUUUCAGAAGCGGGUUGACUCACACCCUGCUUCAGCAACAGCUUGGUGAGCGAGUCAGGCGAGUGGACAUGAUACUUAACAUUCCCUGAAG
This is a messenger RNA of Raphanus sativus (radish), 2102 nucleotides long. Its product is annotated as putative cysteine-rich repeat secretory protein 13. The record is from RefSeq and is a predicted model, not a curated record. The transcript has 2 exons. NCBI's taxonomy places the organism in Eukaryota, Viridiplantae, Streptophyta, Magnoliopsida, Brassicales, Brassicaceae. The coding region runs from base 654 to 1439 and encodes 261 amino acids.